Molecule: messenger RNA, 778 nt
Organism: Hippocampus zosterae (dwarf seahorse)
Lineage: Eukaryota; Metazoa; Chordata; Actinopteri; Syngnathiformes; Syngnathidae
Product: mesoderm posterior protein 1-like
Exons: 1
Biological process (GO): mesoderm formation; heart morphogenesis; somite rostral/caudal axis specification
Cellular component (GO): nucleus
Molecular function (GO): DNA-binding transcription factor activity, RNA polymerase II-specific; RNA polymerase II cis-regulatory region sequence-specific DNA binding; protein dimerization activity
Source: RefSeq, a predicted model, not a curated record
UGCAUUGAGUCCCAAUCCUGGACACAAGUCUGGUGUGGUCUUCCCAUGCGUCUUGGGCUCUCGAGGUGUGAAUGAAUCUUAUUUUAUGAUGCUGCCUGCUCGCACCUCAAUCCGGGAGCUGGAAUCUUUCCCAUGGGACCCCCCGGCCGAGGUGCGAGGCCCUCUCUCAGAGAGUCUCGUGGGGCUCAAAAAAAGGUGCAACCUCGCACCUUCCACCCCAUAUAUGGAGCGCCCUUUCUGUCUGUCCUCACAUCUGCUCGAUUUUUGCCUUCUGCUGCAGAGCUCAUUGCUUCACUUGAAAACGUCAGACAUGGAGGCUUCAUUCCAGCUCUGCCAGAACCAGAGCAACUCAUCCCAGGAGUCUUUCCUGGAGAAAUCCUACCCGCUCUACGAUCUGGCCUCUGACCCCGGCUACUUCAGCGCAGGUCUGUCCCCCACCUCCUCCGAGGACUCAUUCUCGCCCAACCUGGCCGACGCCUGGGACAGCUUCUUCGUAAGCUGUCCCACUCCAGCUCCUGUCAAGAAGUCCCGAUCCAGGUACCCGGGCAAGAAGCGCCAGACGGCCAGCGAGCGAGAGAAGCUGAGGAUGAGGGACCUGACCAAGGCUCUGCACCAUCUGAGGUCUUACCUGCCAGCCUCGGCGGCACCCCAGGGACAGAGCCUCACCAAGAUCGAGACGCUCCGCUUAGCCGUGCGCUACAUCUCCUUCCUCUCGGCCCAGCUGGGCCUCAGCGAGGAGGACCUGGAGCAGAGGAGGAGACCCUCAGGCCAGGCGGAG